GAUCCCAUUGAUUCUUACUGUAUUGACUUUUGUCUUCGAUACCCUUUUAUUUUCUCUAUCUCAACAUGUCCAAGAUUCUCACUGUUGUCGGUGCUACUGGAGCGCAAGGUGGCUCUGUGGUUGCCUCCGCCUUGAAGUCAGGAGACUACAAGGUCCGCGGUAUCACUCGGAAUGUUGAGAGUGCUGCGGCCAAGGCCCUCAUUGCACAGGGCGUCGAGAUGGUGGCCGCGGACGCUGAUGAUGUGGCAAGCCUUGUCAAAGCAUUUGAGGGUUCUCAUGCCAUCUUCGUUGUCACUGACUUCUUCGCCCCUUUCGCUACCAAAGACGUCGAGGAGACCGUUAUCAUUGAGUCUACUCAUGGUAUCAACUGCGCAAGGGCUGCUUCUAAGACCACCACUUUGGAGCACUACAUCUGGAGCACACUCCCCGACAGUCAGAAGAUCUCUGGUGGAAAAUUCUCCGUGCCUCACUUUGAAAGCAAAAACAAGGUCGAUAGGUUCAUUCGCCAAGACAAGGCAUUGCUAGCCAAGACGACCUUCUUUUUCAUCACCUACUAUGCCUCAAAUAUAUUUUUGCCCAUGCUCGCGCCUACCUUAUUGAAAACCGCUGGCAAGUACGUCCAGCUGCUGCCUGUCGGCGAAGAUAUCCCAAUUGCUACCAUCGGUGCGGCAACGUUCAAUAUCGGAAUUUUCGCUCUUGCCAUUCUUCAACAGCCUCAACUUACCCUGCCCAGUAGAACUGUUCUCGCCGAGGUCGAGACACUUACUACGAAAGAUCUUCUGAAGAUCUGGUCUGAGGUCUCUGGAAUCCCUGCCCAAUAUGUAUCGAUCUCGUUGGAACACUACGAAGCCUUGUGGCCCAAGUGGGGCACAGAACUCGGACUCAUGCUGCAAUUCUGGGAUUACGCUCGCGAGAACAGCUGGAACGCAGAGGAUGUGGUUAUUAAGAAAGAGGACUUGGGCAUCACCGGCUUGGUCGGUACGAAGGAAGCCUUCGGCGAAAUGGAUUGGACUACCAUUUAAGCGUUUAAAUUCCACACUUGUCAGAACAUUGAACUAUAUCAAUUAGCCAAGGAGGCAAUAUGCAUUACUAUUCUCAAUAGCCACCUGACUUAGCUAAGAAAGAAAUGCAAAAGGAGCAACAUGUGAUGGCAUAUCACAGAAAUAGCCGUUGGCGACAACAAAACUAUCUUUGGUUGAAUCUGUAUGGGUCAUAGUUUAGAUGAAUCGGAGGCUUGAAGCUGUGAUGAAUUGAUGGCUUCUAAAAGAACCGGUCAGUCAGGAAUCAGGGGAGCUCGGGA
Messenger RNA from Botrytis cinerea B05.10, 1300 nucleotides. RefSeq lists its product as hypothetical. NCBI's taxonomy places the organism in Eukaryota, Fungi, Ascomycota, Leotiomycetes, Helotiales, Sclerotiniaceae. Bases 66 to 1022 code for a protein of 318 amino acids. The record is from RefSeq and is a predicted model, not a curated record. The transcript is spliced from 3 exons.